GAGCAAACUAAGCUUGUCGUACAAGGCUGAAGCCGCCCCAUAGGGUCUUCUACGAUUACGGUUGGCUUCAAAAGUAUUGGGAUCGCCAACUGAUUGAAUACGGCUUUUAAACGGUGGAGGAUCAGAAAGGCGUGAAACUUCUAAGCAGCUGAGACCUAAGUGCGGAGAUGAACUACAAGUCGAGUGCCAGAGUGGAUUAUUUUCUUUUCGCAACGUUCUUCUUGGCUUCGUUCUAUUCUAAAUGUGUGUAACUUCGUUCAACAUUCGAAAUUAAGUCCUCUCGCGGCUGAACCGGUGAACCUUGCUUUGGAGCAACAAGAGGAAGAAAGAGGUAUAUUAAGAAUCAAGAGAAAACUCGAGAAUUUGGUGAAAGGCAUUUCCAAUGUCAAGCAAACCACCUCAAGACCACAAACCUUCUGAUGGGGCUCCUGCUUAUGUCGACAUCGAGAAACUGAAGGAACCAGAGUGCAGAGCAUGGCAAAGUGAUAUGCUGCUCGCUUUGCAGCAGAAUGCUGCCCCUGAGCCAAUUCGCUUAGCUUGUAUGAAGAACCUGCCUUCCAGACCAUCGUUCUUUCAAGAAGAGUUUCAUGGCCGCAUUCCUCGGGAGGAAGUCGACGAACUACUCUCCGGUCCUAAUGGUCCAGUCAACGGAAGAUACUUAGUGAGAGAGAGUAAUAGCUCACCCGGCGACUACAGCCUGUCUUUAAGUUACGGUGGACAUAUUCUUCAUUAUAGACUAUUCUACGAAAACGAAAGAUUUUUCAUCGAUUCUACUGAUGAGAAGAAAUACAAGUCGAUCACAGAUCUUGUUGUUGAUGUGCUCAAUAUGUUUCGCGUGAUUGAUGAUGUGGAUGGACAUGUGCCAAAAGAAGAAAAGAAAAAACCCAUCGCUUGCCCUCACGUAUUCAAACCUUAUUCUUACAAACAUUUUAAAUGGUGCGCAUCUUGUGGAGGUUUUAUGUGGGGAAUUAAAGAUCAAGGUAUGAAGUGCGAGGGAUGUGGCCUGGAUGUUCACAGCCGUCCGCGUUGUAUGAAGAAUGUUGAAGGAGAGUGCCCACUUACUUUACCUUGUAAAGAAAAGAAAGUUCCACGUAACAAAUUAAGUGCCUCAAGUUUUCCACCCAAGCAGAGUACUGUGUCUGUUGACACAUUCAAAGCUAGUUGUGAAUAUCAAGAGAGCUGUAUUAGAUUCCUCAGUUAUUUGAACAUUCCUUCAUGUUAUUUUGAAGCAGAUGCAUUAAAUCCCUGUUAUUGUGAAGAGUGCUGUCUUGAUGUUGAAACACCAUUGUGUAAGAGUGGUAAUCCUCCCCAAACAUACUCGCUGCCUACAGGAUGGUGUCGCUUUCAACUUGGGGCUGCUAGUGGGCAGGAAAAUAUUGUUUCAUCAAACUGGAAUUUGGCAUUUAUGUCUUUAAACCCAAAGGAGGUUGUCAAAGUACUUGAGUCAAAUACCACAGAUAAUCAUUCAGAAGACCUGAGUGAGGAUGGGUCUAAGCCAUUGAUAAAGAUGACACCUUCUAUUAUAUGUGCUGAUUUGGAUGCACCAAAAUUAAAGUACAAUGACACUGAGACUGGCGAAGUCAAGGCAGGCCAAGUUGUCUUGCAAGCUUACAUUGAACCAUACUCGUACCAAAUGAUGCGGAGACCAGGAAUGAAUGAUGAAAUUGAUCCAUAUUUUAAAAUGGACACUAUAUAUUGGGUGACAAGGCAAGCUUCAUCCAUUUUACCAUUUGCACUGCUUGUAAAGACCAUGGAUGCAACCUACUUGAAUCUAUGAAUGCAAGUAGUUUAUCUUUUUUUUCCCAGGAUGUGCUCACUGCUAUACUAUAUACAAUUUCCCCGAUAACUGAAUAGCCAAAAAUGAGUUGUCUAAGUGAUGCGCAAUCACUGGAUGCAGCUUUAUAAUUACAAUGUUAGCUCAUUUGUUGUAAGGAUGCAACAAGCAAGAGCAUCUCUUCAUGAGUAAUCUUCUUAUGUACUGUGCAUCUAAAUUAUCAGCCAACUACAACUGAUUCAAAGCAAAAGACCUUCAGUUCUACUGGAAGAUUGUCAAACUUUGUCAAGGUAAUGCAGUCAUACAAUUUAAGUGACAUGCAGUCAUUCAACAGCCUAAUAUAUCCUGGGCUUUAAUUCUGUUUCAUCAAUGGAACCCUUAUGUGAUGCACCCCACAGAGAGAAAAAAUGUUAUACAGAGAAUGUGUUCCACCUAGGGAAGGUCGGUUAUGUUUUAAAAAGAACAUACAUUUAAAAAAGCCAAGCACAGUGAACAAUUAAAUUAAACAUUGGUAUCACCAUCUCAAUUCUGAUUGGCUUUGAGCAUGAAGUUGACUUUGCUUUAAAUUUUGGUUUAAAUAACAAAUACAGUCCAUAAGCCCAAAUUCAAUUUUACAGAAGAGUUUUGAGGUUGUCAAAAUUAAUAUUUUUACACAGUGCGUGUUACAUCUAACAUUCUGGCUCAUUAGGUUAAUUCUUUCACUGCCAAAAUGAACAUGCUACUUUGGGUGAUCAUAAAAUUAUUUGCCAUCUUUUUGUGAGAAUGAGAAGUUAAAUUAAGGCAAUUUCUGAAUUAUUUUAAUAUUCUUCAUUUUUCUCACUUGGCUGCAAAAAUUGUGAGGCGAAUGUAUCAAAUGAUCAUCCUUGGGAGUGAAACGGACUUCCAUUUUGCUAUAUGCCAUUCUAUGGCACUGAAUGUUGAGUGAUGCAGUAAAUUACAAUUCAAUCCCAAGGUAAGAUAAAGAGAGUUAAAAACUGUCAUUACAUCUGGACAGAAAGACCAGGUGUGUCCUCACUUUAUUUUAUAAUCAGUUCGAUCAAACCAUACUUGUUUAAAGUAGCCACUCAGUGGUUAAACUUAGUUAAUUCAGAGCAAUGGGGGUGAUGAGUUUAAUUGUCUGAGUUGAGAGAGGAUUUGCUGUGAACUGUGUGUUAUGUACUAAAAUACUAUAAAUUAACAUAAUGUAGCUAAACUGGAACAAGUCUUCCAGGAGAAUAUCCAGAUCAUGAACAUGGUAGAUAUUUACUCCUCACAUCCAGUGUCAUGUUGUCAAUUGAUUUGAAUAAUCGCAUUAAUUCGAUAUAAUGGCUAUUUCACCUUCCUUAAGUUUCAUGGUGACCCUACCUUAUUAUGGAACUGUCUACUGCAUUAAUGGCUACUUAAUAAUUAUACUUUUAUAUACUUGCAAAUGAGCACAUUUUGAACAGGUCAGUUACCUUGAUGUAAAUGUGUACAGAAUAGUAGCUAAGGUCUGCCCGUUUGUGUGUAUAAAAGGGUUUGAUGUACUCAUAGGGAGAUCUUGAUCAAGCAAAGUAGAGGAGAACGUAAAGAGUGGAAAGUAGUUAGAGCCACAUCCUCAUAUAAGAUGUAUUCUUUACAAAUUAAUUAACUGUAGAAAAUAAUCAGAUGGUUAGUAAUUUCCUUUUUUCUUCUUUAGUGGCAGCACACACUGGGAGAGAGGCACUAACUUUGUAUCAGUCUCAAGAUCCCAGAUUUAAGCAGGGUACCUAUGUUAAAGAUAGGACACACUAGAGCAUUUAAAAUACAGAUGUUUGAUUCUCUAGCAUGGAUGAACUACAUUUUGCUUAAGGCACAUUAUCAAUUAUCACACAUCAAAUUCUAUAAAAAAGCCUGAUCAUUUUAACAGUGGUCAUGUGAAUGAGAGAUUUUUAUGAUUUCAAUUUUUAAGGGAAUGCCAUGAUUUUAUCUGGUAAAAGGCAUUUCUAUUAUUUUUUUAAGAAAUAAAUGUGCAUAAGCAUCAACUUUUAAGGCCUCAGGUGCAUCUUUUCAUGCACAAGAAACUUUUCUCAGUUCUUGUGAUUUAAAAGGAAGCAAAUGUUUGCAGAAUGGUUCAAAAAAUAAAUUCCAAUUGUUAUGGUAGAAAUUUCACUGAAAAAGUAUUCUCACUCUUGACAAAAAGCC
Molecule: messenger RNA, 3916 nt
Organism: Pocillopora meandrina
Lineage: Eukaryota; Metazoa; Cnidaria; Anthozoa; Scleractinia; Pocilloporidae
Source: the annotation of a GenBank genome assembly